AUGGGCAACAACGUUGGUGGAAGUGUCUCUCGAAGUGAUCUCGGACUUAAACCAUGGUACAUGCUCUAUGAAAUUGAACAAACUCUCAACACUGGCGAUUUAGUCUUGUUUAGUACCAGAUCCACACCUGGUCGUUUAUUUCGCUUUCAUACCAACAGCAAAUAUUGUCAUGUCGGAAUCAUUGUCAAAAUUCCCAAAAGUGACAAGUCCAAUUACUCAGAAAGUGAGAGUUCAUUAAUUCAAGGAAAACCACCGAGUGCCGAACACAUCUAUGUAUUGGAACCUCAAGUAGAUUAUGAACAAUUUUUGGAUUUGUCCUUGUUGCCUGCUGCUGCUUUGAAUUCAACCAUUUCAUCAAAAUCGAGUACAAGUACCAAUGAUUUAACACAAGGAUCAUCCAUCAUGUCCUCUUCAACGUUCAAAAUCAAAGUGAGAGCAAGUAUGAUACGAUUGAGUUCAAAAUUAUAUUCUGGAUAUUAUGAUUUAGUUUCAGUGAGAAAAUUGAAAUAUUUGAAUGGUAAAAAAGGUUCAGAUUUGAUUCAUUCUCAACUCUUUGAUUUACUUUUCAAUAGAGAUUUGGAACGAAAGGAUCCUCUGAAUGAUCUUGCAAAUAUUUUGGAAAGUGAAUUUACAUUUUCCAUGCAUCCACAUUAUUUUAAUCACUUUUUUCGAGAGAGUUUGUUUGAGAAUGGUUUGAUUUUUGCGUCACCCCCUGAAGAUCGUCAAUUAUUGAUCAGUGCCAAUUUCACUGCUCUCAUGUAUGACAAGUUGGGAAUUUUCAAAAUGGAAAAUUCGAGUAUCAUUUCAAAAUUCACACCUUUUCACUUUUCAGAAGAUUCUUCUUACAAGUUACCUUUUAAUAAGCAAUUAGUGAUGGGAUUAGAAGAUCCCAUGUACAUUUAUUUAGAUUAUGAAGUAUUUGCUGAUCAGUUACGAGUUGAAAACAAGACACUCCCUCUCAAAGUUACUGAUUUUCCAAUUUCUGACAAAAUUGUGAGAAAUCGACUCUCUCUCAAUUGGAAUGAAUCAUUGAUUUCCACUCUCAGAAGUGGUGAUUUGAUUUUCACACAAGAAGAAUCAAGUGUAGGUCGAGCUGUUCGUCGCGUCUGGAAUGGUUCUCUAUAUUCUCGAGUUGGAGUCAUCAUUCGUAUUCAAGGUCAAUUCUUUGUUUAUGACAUUGCACCCUAUUAUUUGAGUCAGGAAGAAGCAAAAACUCCAAAUUGUAAAAUAUUGGAAGGUCGAGUGCAGAGUUUACAUUCAUAUUUGGCCAGUAUUCCAUUCAUUCGAGUGGCAGUUCGAAAAUUAGAAAGUGAAAGUACCAAUGUAUCCAUGAGAAUGCAAGAGAAGCGUGUCCAUGUCUCUCUUCAAUUAGAACAAACCAAUGAAUGUCUCAUGAAUAAGAGAAUACGAGAACUCUUUGAAAAUAUUGAUGGAACUUUUAUUCCGCGAAUUCGAUUUGACGUUUCCAACGUCUUUUCGUGUGUGUUUGUACUUCUCAUGCUCAAACAACUGAGAUUGAUUAAUGUGAGCGAUAAUCCAAUUGAUUUAUUGACAUACACUCCAACACAUUUAUUGGACUUUAAAAAGUUGAAUGGGGAUUACAAAUUGGGUGAUGAAAUGAUCUUGUUGAAUGCAGAAAUUUUAAUCAAUCAACAUAAAGUGUAG
Messenger RNA from Naegleria lovaniensis, 1665 nucleotides. RefSeq lists its product as uncharacterized. The coding region runs from base 1 to 1665 and encodes 554 amino acids. The record is from RefSeq and is a predicted model, not a curated record. NCBI's taxonomy places the organism in Eukaryota, Heterolobosea, Eutetramitea, Acrasida, Naegleriidae. The transcript has 3 exons.